This is a messenger RNA of Chironomus riparius, 1506 nucleotides long. Lineage: Eukaryota; Metazoa; Arthropoda; Insecta; Diptera; Chironomidae. The record is from the annotation of a GenBank genome assembly.
AUGGGCCUCACUCUAUUACUUAUUAUCGGUGCCUUAAGUUUCGCAUUUUUCUAUUUGCGACGAAAAAUGAAUUAUUGGAAGGACCAUGGCAUUCCAUGCUUAACACCAUCAUAUAUAUUUGGAAAUCUUGAUGGAGUUGGUCAAAAAAUUCAUUUUACUACAAAUUUGCAAAAUAUUUAUGAGAAUUUCAAGAAUGGAAAUAAAUUGUGUGGAUUCUUCUUUCUACAAAGUCCAAGAAUUAUGGUUAUGGAUUUGGAAUUAAUAAAAAAUAUUUUGAUAAAAGAUUUCAAUAAUUUUAUUGAUCGAGGUGUCUUUCAUACUGACGAAGAUCCACUGUCGAAUCAUUUAUUUGCUAUCGAAGGCGAAAAGUGGCGUAGCCUGAGGCACAAACUAAGUGCGACAUUUACAAGCGGAAAAAUGCGUAUGAUGUAUCCAAUUAUUGAGUCAUUCUCAUCGGAUUUGGUCAAUCUAAUCGAAUCAUUGUCAUCCAAUAAAGACGGAAUUGAUGUGAAGAACGUUUGCACUCGGUUCACAGCCGAUGUAAUAGGUUCAUGUGGCUUUGGUUUGGAAUGUAAUGCGAUGCGUGAUGAAAAUACCGAAAUGAUGAGAAUGGGAAAAUUCUUUGACAUAACAGACACAAAAAUUCGAUUGAAUUUCUUUUUUGUCAAUAUUUUUCAAAGCUUUGCCAAAAAAUUGAACAUGAAAAUAACUCCACAAUUUAUCACUGAUUUCUUCCUUCCGAUGAUUAAAGAAACUUUUGAAUAUCGCGAGAAAAAUGAUGUCAAUCGAAAUGAUUUUCUGUCACUCUUAAUGCAAAUCAAGAAAUACGGCAAAUUGAAAGACGAGGAGAUGGAAAAUGUUGGCACGUUAACGUUCAAUGAACUAGCAGCGCAGGCUUUUAUCUUCUUCGUAGCUGGAUUUGAGACGAGUAGCACAACCAUGACAAUGGCACUUUACGAGCUAGCUUAUCGUUAUGAUAUUCAAGAAAAAUUGCGAAUUGAGAUUGAAGAAGUUGUCAGUAGGCAUGAUGGAAUAAUAAGCUAUGAUGCCAUAAGUGAAAUGACAUAUUUGGAUCAAGUUAUAAAUGAAACUUUACGUCUAUAUUCACCAAUUGGACAAUUGUUCAGGAUUUGUGCAGCAGAUUAUGAAGUUGAUGGCAUGAACUUUACAAUUGACAAAGGAAUGCCAAUUAUAAUCCCUGUUCAUGCCAUUCAUCAUGACUCUCGUUAUUACUACGAUCCUGAACUCUUCAAUCCAGAUAGAUUCAGUUCAGAAGAGGUCAAGAAACGUCCACAUUAUUCAUUUCUACCAUUUGGAACUGGACCGAGAAAUUGUAUUGGUGAAAGAUUUGGAAUAAUGCAGUCAAAGCUGUCUAUCGCUACAAUUAUUAAGAACUUUAGACUGUCACUUCAUGAAGAGACGAGAUAUCCAUUGUUGAUGGAUUGUAAAAAUAUUGUUGUGACUGCUUUUCAGCCAAUUAUGAUGAAUGCUGAAAGAUUAAUGUAG